This is a messenger RNA of Microthlaspi erraticum, 447 nucleotides long. NCBI's taxonomy places the organism in Eukaryota, Viridiplantae, Streptophyta, Magnoliopsida, Brassicales, Brassicaceae. The record is from the annotation of a GenBank genome assembly.
AUGAGGCAUAGGCUCAAUCCACCGCUCGGUGAAGAGUGUUUUGGGACUUUGAGCUCUGCAGGGAUCGCUAAAACUACGGUCCGGGAGCUGCUAGACCAUGGUCUAGGCUGGGCUGCUAUGCUUAUAAACACAACGGUAAGUUCACAUACAAGUGAAAAAGUCAAAGCUUUUGCUAAGAUUUGGGUGAAAAAUGUUAAAACUCCGGUGAGUUUUGGCAGAAACACUCUUGUUGUCACUAGCUCACACCGGUUCGAUGUGUGCAGCAACGAUUUCGGCUGGGGUAAGCCAAUCGCCGCAAGAGCUGGACCACCAUAUCUCAAUGGGAGGCUCGUUCUUUUCCAAGGACUUGAUGAAGGAAGUCUUGAUCUACAAGCCUGUUUACCAUUGGAAGUGGUUGUAAAUCUAUUGAAAGAUGGUGAUUUCUUGGAGUACGUGAACACUGCAUGA